CACUGAUCGCCAAACGCAUGGAGCGGACACGCAGCAGCAACUCGUGAAACAGGCGUGUCUGUGUGGGUGCAUUGUGAGUGUGUGUUGUGUGUGUGUGUGUUGUCUGUGUGCGUCCACAGGGCGUGUUUUCUCCUCUCUCCGGUUCUGUGCGGCUAAUCAAGCUACAGAGGACCGCUCCGUGCUCUGGUGGUCGGGGUGCAGCCUGCAGGCCUCAGGAUGCAGCAGGAGGAGGAGGAGGAGGCCCGCAGCUUCCUGCGAAGGUUCCUGGAGGAGUUCCCUGCAGCUCUGGAGGACGGUGGUCCACUGCCGGUCAGCCCGCUGAGCCGCAGGGUCUCCCUGGAGGAGCUGCAGGGGGAGAGCCUGGAGCUGGGCCUCAGACUGCUGGCUGCCAGAGCUCCUGCUGCUGUCAGUGCCCUCUUGUGCCAGGCAGCGUUCAGUCAGCUGCUGCAGGACGACCUUUCACCUUUCCACUGUCAGCAGGAGGUCACUGAGGGGGAGGAGCCUGUGGUCUUGCUGGAGUCGGACUCGGUCCAGCGUCUCUUCCUCAACAAGCUGACUGAGGUGGUGAAGACGUGGCAUCAGCGCCUCCCCCGCUGCCCCGCACUCCCCUGUCCACCGCCCUCCGUGCACGCCAUCAAGAAACAGGAGGAGAUGGAGGACAGACACGUGAUGCUGGCUGAGUUCAACCAGCUGUUCGGGAAGCAGACGUCUGGCCGUGUGUGCUGCAGGACGCGUGCGCGGGCCUUCUACGCCGUGUUUGACGGCCGGGGCGUGGACGCCGCCUCGUUCGGAGCCGCUCACCUCCACGUGGCGCUGAGUUCGGCAGGAGACGCUGCAGAGCGACCCGGGCCGGCCUUCAGAGCCGCCUUCAAACACACCGACGAGAUGUUCCGAGAAAAGCCAAGAGAGAGGUAGAGCUCACCACCGUGGGCGGCUCUGUUUCAGGGACAGGACCUGCCGGUGUCCUGGCUCGCGGACUCUCAGGCUCUGCUGGUCCGGCGUGGCCUGGAGGCCCUGAUGGACCCCCACAAGCCAGAGCGAGAGGACGAGAAGCAGCGGAUCGAGGACAUGGGGGGGGCUGCGGACCUUCUGGGCUGCUGGAGGGUCAACGGGACGUACGCCGUGUCCAGAGCCAUCGGCGACUUCGAUCAGAAGCCCUACGUGUCGUCGGAGGCCGACUGCUCCACGCUGCGGCUGCAGGGCGACGAGGACUACCUGCUGCUGGCCUGCGACGGCUUCUUCGACGCCGUCAAGCCCUCCGAGGUCCCGGACCUGGUCCUGAGAGCGCUGCGGCGGACCCCGGACCCCGACGAGGACGGGGACGCCCCCGCCACGGGGGCUGACGUGGCUCAACGGCUGGUCGCUCACGCCAAAGCGGCCGGCUCCAGCGACAACAUCACCGUCAUGGUGGUGUUCCUGAAAGCACCGGAGCAGCUGCUGGAAGCCCACUGCGUCACCGCGCCGCAGGACUCCCAGCAUGCACUGCAGCAGUGAGGGAGGAAGACCAGGAGGAUCAGACAUCAGUGUGCCAAGCUACUGCCUGACUCAGCAUUUCUCCACCUGUCCCCAGGUGCUCCUUUAAAGUGUGUGUGUGUGUGUGUGUGUGUGUGUGUGUGUAUAAUGUCAGUAUUUCCUUCUCAUUACAGUUUUUUUGUUUGAAAAACCUAACCAGUUCUAAUUUAAAUAUUUUAAUGAAUUUGUUUUUUAAAAUGUGACCACAUGGAGAAAAGUGUCAGUAUUUCCUAAAGCUAUGAAACUCCUUUUUUUUUUCUUAGAAAUGGAACUUUGAAACAGUUCUAAUAGAAUAGGUGGGAAAGCUAUUUAAAAUUAGAAGCUGACUUGUGAAAUGUAAUCAUGACAGACUGUUUUAUUUAAAUCAGUGGAGAAACUUCACCAACUUUUCCUUCAAAUUUUAAGUGUCCUUUAAAAAAAAAAAACAAAGAAGAUAUUUUAGCAUCUUCCUCUUUAUUGAACCCCAAGUCAAGCUCCAAGAGGGGGCGGGGCUUAAUCUUUCAGCCAAACACAUGGUGUGGACUUGAUAUCCAUGCCUGUCAAUCAUAUCUUGGGACACGCCCCCCUCUUGGCAAAUCUGGACAUAAUCCACACUUCAGAUCCAUCAAAAGGGCAGGGGUGGACGCAAAACUACAAGUCUGAUAUUAAAGGAGGAAUUUAGAGACGGGAGGAUAAAAGAAAUAGUGAAAAUCUCUGCUUCAGCAAAUAGAUCGUUUGUUUCUGUCCCAACUUCUUUUGUAAUUGGCCAAGCGUCACACUGACCGUGUUCAGAUUGGAUCGGUGAGACGAGCCAGUGAACGCGAAGUAACUCAAACCACCUGGUUAAAAAAGUAACUGAUACUGAUGUUACUCACAGCAUGUCUACAUCGAUCCAGGAUGGAAGACAUAACAGUUUCUCAGUUGAUUUUACUCUCCAGGGGAUUAUAAACGUUAAGGUUGGUAUUAACCCUUUAACUACUGCUCGUUUAAUGUAUUUAAAUAAAAAAAAAAAUAGUAUUAACAGACUUUUUAUGAGCAUUAAACCAGAAAUAAAGAAGACAAUUAACAUUUAAGCAUAAUGGAUCAAUUUCUACUGGAGAUGUGUGGAAGUUACCUAUAAUGGUCCAAGAGUGGGAAAAAUUGUGGCCCAAGGCCUCAAAUUACGAAUGAGAAGUGAUUGAAGUUGAGACACAUGAGGAGAGGUAGAUUACAUUUUUUGUGGUGUGAAUCUUGCGCCGCAGAUCCAUCGCUGGACGGUUCAUUCCAGUUCAAGGAUCAACAAACAGUGUUUUCCUCCGCAGCUGCACUGCGCCUGCUUUAUUUAAACCCCUCAUUCCUGUUUAACAGAUUUGUUUUUACCAUGUGGAGAAGGUCUUAAAGCUCAGACUCCGAGAUGGAGUCAUGUGGCUCCCAUGAUGCUUUGCAGUUUGUCUUAAAAAAAAAAAAUAAAGGUGUUGACAUUUCAA
This is a messenger RNA of Salarias fasciatus (jewelled blenny), 2957 nucleotides long. RefSeq names its product protein phosphatase, Mg2+/Mn2+ dependent, 1F (gene ppm1f). The record is from RefSeq and is a predicted model, not a curated record. Gene Ontology annotation, biological process: protein dephosphorylation; negative regulation of protein kinase activity. Gene Ontology annotation, cellular component: nucleus; cytosol. Gene Ontology annotation, molecular function: protein serine/threonine phosphatase activity. Lineage: Eukaryota; Metazoa; Chordata; Actinopteri; Blenniiformes; Blenniidae.